Messenger RNA from Drechmeria coniospora, 2205 nucleotides. RefSeq names its product ABC ATPase. The transcript is spliced from 5 exons. Lineage: Eukaryota; Fungi; Ascomycota; Sordariomycetes; Hypocreales; Ophiocordycipitaceae. The record is from RefSeq and is a predicted model, not a curated record. Bases 1 to 2205 code for a protein of 734 amino acids. Gene Ontology annotation, molecular function: ATP hydrolysis activity; ATP binding.
AUGAUGACGUCGAUGAAUGCCGAGUCGGUGACAACGAUCCUCUGCACCGCCAAGCAAACCCGGUUCCACAUCGACUCUCCCAACUAUCGCGAGCUCGACAUUGACGGCCUCGGCAUCACCGUUGCGGCUGGUGAGACGGAAGCCAAAGGCAAGUCGUCGAGAGCGCGCGCUGGCGGCGUCGAGAUCCUCUCCAAUGCAAAGCUCCGUCUCAAGGAGGGCCGACGGUACGCCCUCGUGGGCCGGAAUGGGACGGGAAAGUCGACCCUGCUCCGGGCAAUCGCCGAGAAACUCAUCCCCGGUGUGCCAGAGGGGACGAAUAUUGCCAUCCUCCAGCAGACGAGGUUGACCGACGAGGCUGGCGCCGGCGCGACGAACAGCAAGGAUGCGGGGCCGAGUGUUCUCGAGCUUGUCAUCGACCGUGCCAUCGCCAGGGACACCGUCGAGAAAGAGAUGCAAGUCCUCUCCGGAGGCAUCGACGCUUCCGACGCUUUUGCUCCGAUCCGAGCUCUAAGGACCCUCAAGCACGAACGCCUCCAACAGCAACUAUUUCGUCUAGACAAGGAGGCCCGCCUCCGCAGCGGUGCUAGAGGAACGCAGGCUCGCAAAGCCCUCGCCGCCUUUUCCAAAGUUGUCGACGAAUCCAAGGCUACCCUUGAACAGCCGGACCAAGAUAUCGCGCCGGCGGUCCUCCAGGCCGAGACACAGGAAGCCAUCGAUAUGCUCGCCCAGCUUCAGGUCCAAGUCGAGCCCGCGCGCAUCGCCCAAGUCGAAUCCAAGGCCAAAUCCAUCCUCACCGGCCUUGGCUUCUCAUCUGAUGCCAUGGUCAAACCCGCUAGCGGCAUGUCGGGCGGCUGGCAUAUGCGCGCCUCUCUCGCCACGACCCUUCUUCAGCCCUCGGAUAUCCUUAUCCUCGACGAGCCGACAAAUUUCCUCGAUCUCCUCGGCAUCGUUUGGCUGCAGCGGUACCUGCGCUCGCUCGAGGAAACGGACAGGCCGCCGACGCUGAUAUUGGUGUCGCACGAUCGCGACUUCAUCGGCCUCUGCACCGACCUGCUGAUCCUCCGAGACAAGCAGCUGACCUACUUCCACGGCGACCUGCCGACCUUUGAGCACUCGCAGGCCGACCGCAAGCUCUGGCUUCGCAGGAUGAAGGAUGCCCAGGCCAAGCAGAAGGCUCAUAUGGAGAAGACGAUCCAGCAGAACAUGAAGGCCGGCAAGGCAAACGACGACCAGAACAAGAUUCGCCAGGCGAAAUCGCGACAGAAGAAGCUCGGCGAUAGAUGGGGCAUGCAAGUCAAUGCCAAGGGAGGCCGCUUCAAGCUCAACCGAGACCUGGCUGGCUUCCACUUGACAUCCCGGGAUGAUAUCGAAAUCCCGCCCGAGGAACGGCCCGUCGUCAUGACUCUGCCAGAGCCGCCGGACUUACGGUUCCCCGGCGCGCUCUUGUCGGUGGAGAAGGCGUCCUAUCGUUACUCGGCCAAGUUGCCUUUUGCCGUCCAGGGCAUCACUCUCUCCGUCGGAAUGGGCGAUCGCGUCGGCAUCCUCGGGCUCAACGGUUCUGGGAAGUCGACGCUCCUCAAGAUGCUCGUCCAGGAAACAGUACCAGCGUCUGGCAGCCUCAGCACCCACCCGCGACUGAAGCUGGCCUACUACUCGCAACACGCCACAGAAGCGCUCACGGCCCUCGGUAGGGCAGAGCCCGAGCUCUCGGCGCUCGCACUCCUCACGCGCGACGUCGAUGGCGCACUCGAUGAGGGGGAGGUUCGUGCCCUUCUCGGGGAGCUCGGCUUGCCUGGCCGCAUCGCCUCGGACGUGCCCGUCUGCAAGCUCUCCGGAGGCCAGAUGGUGCGAUGCGAGCUCGCCCGACUGUUGUGGCGGCGACCGCACUGUCUCGUCCUCGACGAGGUGACGACACAUCUCGACUACGAGACGGUCACGGCGCUGCGCGUCGCGCUGAACCAUUGGGAGGGGGCCGUGGUGCUCGUCAGCCACGAUCGGUGGUUCAUGCGCGGCGCCAUAGAAGGGAACCUGGACGACGACGAGGACGAUGAUUUCGCCAGCGAUGAUGCAUCCGCGGACGAGGUGGCGCCCCGGAGGAGGGUGGUCUACAGGUUGAAGGCGGGGCAGCUGAGCGUGCUGGAAAAUGGUGUGACGCAGUUUGAAGAGCUCAUGGAGAGGAGGGCCAGAAAGCUGCUCGGAAGAUAG